Trichoderma asperellum CBS 433.97 is the source of this 216-nucleotide messenger RNA. RefSeq lists its product as uncharacterized. The record is from RefSeq and is a predicted model, not a curated record. NCBI's taxonomy places the organism in Eukaryota, Fungi, Ascomycota, Sordariomycetes, Hypocreales, Hypocreaceae.
AUGAGCCACGCUAUAAACGAAAUCGACGCUGUGAGCAUAUGUGGAGAACUCGGCGUCAUGAAAGUCAACAUCGACGAGCUUCCCGAAGGCGUCUCUCUUGAAGACGUCCGUUUGUGUGCCGAUCACCCGCUCGGCCGUGACCGUUCUCUCGACCCGUCAGACGGCGCGUCGAUUCCGCCGGAGUACAUGGAAAUUCAUCAUCUUGAUAUGGAGUAA